AUGUCGUUAAGGCGUUUUUUAUUCUCGACGACAUUUAUUGUCAUUUUUAUGGCUGGUGGGCAUCAAUGAUUGUUUCAAGAAAUCAACGAAAAAGUUCAGGGGCCGCCAGAAGUCAAAUGAACAACUUCCUUAGCUUCGAAUCUCAAUUCGACGCUUUGAAGGCAGAGAUGAAACGGUAUCGAAAAAGCCGGAAGAUUUAAAAUUCCCGAAAUCCCGUCGUUCCCGAAGGACUCCUUCUCCUCGAGUUCGUCCUCGUCCUCGUCUUCCUCUUCUUCAUCUUCGUCCUCCUUCUCCUCUUCAAACGGAGGUCCUCCUCAGUUUCAGAGUACCCAUCAGCAUUCUCGGAGCGGCCACAGUGACAGCUACAAAGAUGGACAGCUUCAGCAUGCCUCCGACCUCGACGUCGCAAGUCACAGCCAUCGUGCUUCCGAUGGCGACAAAGUCGUCGGGAGCGGCGAUUCGCGAGUCCUGA
Caenorhabditis auriculariae is the source of this 472-nucleotide messenger RNA. NCBI's taxonomy places the organism in Eukaryota, Metazoa, Nematoda, Chromadorea, Rhabditida, Rhabditidae. The record is from the annotation of a GenBank genome assembly.